Ceraceosorus bombacis is the source of this 2591-nucleotide messenger RNA. NCBI's taxonomy places the organism in Eukaryota, Fungi, Basidiomycota, Exobasidiomycetes, Ceraceosorales, Ceraceosoraceae. The record is from the annotation of a GenBank genome assembly.
AUGGGUUCUAUGGAGCUCCCUCCCGAUGUGCUGGCAGAGUAUAUGGCCUGGAACGCCCUGCAGCAAGACAAGGCCAAGCGAUUCCAAGCGCUGUUCGUUGGCUUGCUCGGAGCAGCUAUGCUAGUCAAGUGAGUGGUCCCGCAACCAUUCCAUCAACUCACAGCUGACCAAUGACUGUCUCGCCGUGCAGUCUACUAAGCUAUCUGGACCAUCAUUUGGACAUCAAGCGAGCGGAGAGAGCUGCGAAGACGGUCGAAAGUGCCUCAUCUGGCGACGAGCGCGAGAUGGCAUCAAUCAGCACGAUCGAAAAAUUUCUCAGAGCUAGUAUAGCUGCCUACCACAAGUACCUUGUCUGCACCUCGGUGCCGAUCUGGCACAUGAGCAUGAUGGAACUGCUGAUCAUCAUCAGCUACGCCGCGUGCAUGUUUGGCAUCCUCUUUGGAGACGGUGAGAGAGGAGCUUCGUCAGCGUCUUUGUUGGUACGUGCAGAGCACUGACUGGCUUCAUCUGUUGUAUGAUUGGCAGCGCCCGAUUUGAAACGCCCAGCGUACAGUCCUGGAUGGAGCAAUCGGGCAGGCAUCAUGGUGUUCGCAUCUCUGCCAUGGGUAGGUUGAGGGGACACGCUCCCCUCCCCUCCCCGCCGUCAAGCCAAUCAACCGACAAGCUUACCUUCCUUGCCUCUCCAGGUGGUCCUUCUGGCCGGCAAAAACAGCCCGAUAAUACUCUUGACCGGUCUGCCAUAUGAGCGUCUGAACAUCUUUCACAGGUACGCUGGACGGCUCACCGUUGUCCUUGCGUUGAUCCAUGGAGGUCAGAAGAUGUCGGCAAUCGGUGGCGCUGGCCUGUCGAUGCCUUUCCUGCGCUGGGGAGUGGCGGGCUUGAGCAUGACCGUUGCCCUUCUCUGCACCUCUCACCGCUGGUCCAUGCGCGCAUCGUAUGAAGUCUGGUAUGCACUGCAUUUCUUGCUUGCUGUGUGAGUCUACGGCGCACGGCAGACAAGCGUCGAGGUUCUCUGAUGCGAGAACCCCUUGGCAUCCUCAGGGGACUACUCACGUCGUUGUGGUACCACAUGCCGUCUCAACGAAACUGGCUUGUAAGUCACUUGGGCCGCGUGCGUAUUUUAGAAGACUUACUCAUACUGUGAGCCUUCGCCUUCCAGUACGCAACGGUCGCUUUUUGGUGCUUUGAGCGCGCUGCGCGUCUCUUUCGUAUCGUGAUGUUCAACGACCUAUUGCGUCUUCGCACCUCUCAGACUCAGCCCGUGCACGUCGAGAUCAUUUCAUCGAACAUGUUGCGAGUCACUGUCCAGAAGGUGAGCGCAGUGUUCCUGAUGCCGUGGUCACGGAAGCUGACUGCUUUGGCGCUGCAUGGACGAACAGAGAGAUUUCCCAGCAUGGACGCCAGGGUCUCACGCCUACCUCCACGUCCCCUUCAUGAGCUUGUUCACGAUCUGGCCGCAAAGCCAUCCCUUCACCAUCGCUUCCAUACCUGCCUCUAGUCAUGCCGCCUUUCACAACGCGGAAGAGAGCUCGGCUUCGACACUCGCUGAUCACCACAGCUCAACUCCUAAUGACGAGUCUACAGGGGGAAGCAAUGCGAAUUCCAUCGCCCUCGAAGUGCUCGACAGCGCCGAAAAACGGCGACAGAAAUCGCCCGCUUUCUCACUUUCGAAUGGCCAGCUCACCUUCUUCAUACGAGCGCGAGCGGGCUGGACGCUGCAGCUGUACAAGUACGUCGCGUCUCACGGUGGACUCGACAAGACCUUGCUUCUCGACGGUCCUUACUCAGGAGCACCGCCUAUCACUGCGGCUUACGAAACCGUUGUAUUUUUUGCUGGUCAGUAUUUGCGAGAUGCUACAAGCGUUUCGAGUAAGCUGACAUUGUAUCCCCUUCUCUUGACCUUGAGCAGGAGGCAGCGGUGUCACUUGGACAAGUACGUGUUCUCCGUGCAGUGACUGCCAAUGACGCGUCUCCGCUGAGCGUAUGCGACCCUCUUCCUUCCACAGCUACCAUGCUGCUCGGCCUGCUGGAACAAGCGUAUCGAGAACCGGCCAAGGUAUCAGUCCGCCGUGUCGUGUGGAUAUGGAGUCUGCGAGGUGAGUCGCUGCGACCUGUUCCGUGAAGCAUUUUACGCAUCGUGCUAAAAUUAACGCUAAUCUCCUUGAUCUACAGCGGACGAGCAAGCAUUGGCGCAAGCUUUGAUUCGCAACAUUCCUGAGCCGCCGUCGCAGAUCGACCUAGACAUUCGGCUUCAUAUGACCGGCAAGCUCGAUGGGCCACUUCCCCUCCGGAUUCUCGGUGCUCCCGUUGCUUUCGCCAGACCCGACGUCGAAGCUGCGCUUCACGACGUUAUCCAAGAUGCGCGAGGGAGAGUAUGGGUGGGGGCUUCCGGACCUGUCGGGCUCAUCGAUGCUGUGCGUCGCUCGGCUCGUCGCGCAGUGCAACCAGGCAAGGUCCUUCGAGGACAAAUGGACGGUCAGAUCACCCUUCAUUUGGGUGAGUCGUGGAGUCUCGCAUGUGUGCAACGUCUUCCAUUCCUCAUCUCGAGCAAUGUUUGCCCCGCCUUUUGGACAGAGAAAUUUGGCUGGUAG